Cryphonectria parasitica EP155 is the source of this 993-nucleotide messenger RNA. Its product is annotated as Aldo/keto reductase. Lineage: Eukaryota; Fungi; Ascomycota; Sordariomycetes; Diaporthales; Cryphonectriaceae. The transcript has 3 exons. Gene Ontology annotation, cellular component: cytoplasm. Bases 1 to 993 code for a protein of 330 amino acids. The record is from RefSeq and is a predicted model, not a curated record.
AUGGCAGCUGAAAGUAUUCCUCCUGUGGGUUUUGGUUUGCUGGGCUUUACCUGGCGAGCAAAGCAAGUCCCAGACGAGCAGGCCUUCAGCGCAAUGAAAGCUGCAAUCAACAAUGGCGCAACCAUGUGGUCCUCUUCGACUGUGUAUGGUCUACCCCCGGAACCACCGACGGCCGGCCUGUGGCUGUUGCGGCGCUACUUCGAGAAGUACCCCGAGGACGCAUCCAAGGUGACGCUCUUUAUUCGGGGCUGCAUAGACUUUGAAAACAGCGUGAUGAAAUGCACACGCGAGGGCGUUCGAGCCAGCUGGGAAGAGGCUGACAGGAUCCUCGGCGGCGUCAAGACGAUCGAUUGUUUUGGCCCUGCGCGCAUGGACCAGAAUGUCCCUGUGGAGGAGACGAUUGGCGCCCUCAAGGAGCUGAUGGACGAGGGCAAGAUCGGGAGCGUGGGCCUGUCUGAGGUGCGAGCUGAGACGAUCAGGCGGGCGUCUGCUGUCUGCCCGAUCAGGUUUGCCGAGAUCGAGUUCUCGCUGUGGAGCACCGACAUGCUCCAUAAUGGUGUCGCCCAGGCUGCCAAAGAGUGUAAUGUGAUCUUGUGGUGCUAUGCGCCGCUGGGCUAUGGCUUCCUCACGGGGGCCAUCAAGAAGUUCGAGGACAUUCCUGAAGGGGACGGGCGCCGCGCCGUCGGUCGUUUCCAGCCAGAGAAUUUCUCCAAGAAUGUUGAGCUGGUCGACAAGCUCACCGAGUUUGCCCGUCAAAAGGGAGUCACACCUGCACAGCUUGCGCUCGCGUGGAUCCGUGCAAACUCCAACACUGGUGUCUGUGGCCCUCUCGUUCCGAUUCCUGGACCCACGACUGUUGUUCAUGUCAACGAGAACUGCAAGGUGGUCGAGAUAUCUGCUCAGGAGAAGCAGGAGCUGGAUGAGAUCCUGGAGUCCAUUCAAGUCGUUGGGCAUCGGCAGAUUCCUGGGAUGGAUCACUGGCUCUUAACCUGA